Molecule: messenger RNA, 973 nt
Organism: Cryptococcus amylolentus CBS 6039
Lineage: Eukaryota; Fungi; Basidiomycota; Tremellomycetes; Tremellales; Cryptococcaceae
Exons: 3
Coding region: 212-706 (164 amino acids)
Source: RefSeq, a predicted model, not a curated record
UUCUGCCGUCCUUACUGACUUGUGUGUCCUUCUAGAACCGGCGCAAUCAGGUCGUACAGUAUGAUGAAGAACGAGACCGUGUGGGUGUUGUGGGCAGCGAGGGCGGCGAUGAAGAAGAAGAGGAAGAAGCCAACGGGCAGCCAUAUGUCCUUGCACUGAGGAAUGUUCUUCAGGAGCCACGCACCUGUCUCCAUGAUUUCGACCAUGACCAAUGGCCUCAGGAGUCAUCUCUCCACCACAGCAUCGACAAGAUAAUUCAUAUCGAAACGCCACUUCGGUUGAUGAGCUGGGUCAAGUCGUUUGCGCUGCUUGCUCAGAGCAGUGCUCGAGGGUAAAUACACAAGUAAUCUUUGUGCCGAGCCUGAGGGUCGACAUCCUUCAAGACGCGUGGCAAUGCCCGUCACCCAUCAUCCCUUCCCAUGUCCUCGACUCCUCUACUAUCAUCGACAACUGGGCACACUUCUGUCGCAAGUGCUCUGCUUGCAUUUCUGAUGACGAGUCCGACGACCCUUCCUUCUCCCAUGCCUUCACCAAGGUCCCUUCUCUCUCACGUGCUAAUGGCAUGGUCAUUGGCGAUAUCCCUGUCGUGCUGGCUGGCCUCACGUGGGUGGAAACGGUCUGCAUAGCUAGGGCCAGGGCGAGUCGCUGCUGUGUCAUGAUCAAAAAAGGUUCGUCUUCUGCUAUCAUAUCUGACAUGAUAAUGUAACCAGGUUCUACUAGCAUGCCGACUCCAUCUGCGGACUCUUUGGCCGCCGGUAGCUCUUCCGCUUCCGACUCAGGCGACGUUUUCGGAGGUCCUGAGCCGAUGAGGAAGAACAGCCGCUCCAAGAAGGGGAAGGAAAAGCAGGAUGAGGAUUUUAUAGGAUAGAAACUUAUAAAGUUGAGUGUUAAAAAGUUUCAAUAAUGUAUACUAUGGAUCUGCCAUCUUCAAACUUCGCUUGACUUUUUGCGUUACGGGUCCCGCCGCUCGUCG